AUGGACGGGAUUGCGAAAGAGAACACCACGGCAGCCAAUCAGGCUUGGAGAAGAAAGCCUCGGAAGUUUGCUCCCAAGUCAAGACUGGGCUGUCGCGUCUGUGAUGGCUACGGCGAAGUGCCCCUCGAGAUUGAGUCAGCUCAUCCUCACGGCAUGACCAAUGGUGCAGAUAGAGGAACCACGAUCAGUGCGAAUCAUACAGAAGGGUGUCAUGCGAAAUACCAUGGCCUCAUAUCGCAGAAUCUCAGACCCUUGAUGAUCUUACCAGUGACCGGAUCAGGCCAAACAGAGGCCAUGGGGGUUUUUGAGUAUAUCUCGAUCAGGCAUCUGAAUGAAUAUCGCCCCAGUGAAUCAUGGCGGAAAAGCCUCAUGUUCUUCUCCCAAACGGUACCGUCAGUGCGGUAUGCUGCUAUCGCAUUGGCCUUGGCCAACCGAAACUACCUGAAUCGCGAUCCUAGCGAAGUUCCCCUGCUGUACUAUAACCGAGCUAUCCAACUUCUUCUGAACCAGGAGAGUGGAGACAGCGACGAUACGACAGCCAUUACACUGUUGGUCUGUUAUCUCUUCAUCUGCUUCGAUCAGCUGGCAGGCAACUACGUACAAGCAAUGAAGCACCUUCGCGGAGGUGUUGAACUGUCACGAAAUAUUCACAAGACUAUACUGAAUCACAGCAAUACACAUAACGAUACCAAGGCCUCAGGGGCUCACGCGCUCAUCUGCCAGGUCACAAGACAGAUCUGUCGUCUCGACAUGCAGGCCGUAACGUUUCUGGUUGACUGGACUCCCGCCGAGAUCCAAGAAACACUCAUAUCGCACCUUGCUGCACACCCAAACAGUGCCUUUCAGUCUCUCGACCAAGCCGCUGACCACCUACAGAGCCUCGUCGCUCGAGUAAUGAGUCUCCGCAAUACGGUGCAGCAAAUGCCCUCAACGGGUACCAUGUGCUUGCCACCUUCAUCAAACAGGGAUACACUUCUCGGGCAGUUGGGAACGUGGUCGACUCUCUUCGAAAACAUGCUGCUGCAACAUGGCAGCUCCGACGAGACAGAUUCUGAGACUUAUCCGCUCAUCACACUGCUACGCCUACAAUAUACCAUCGCAUGGACUCUGCUCAGUAGCUCCGGACCUAGUAGGGAAAUGGAAUACGACAACUUCCUGCCUCAGUUCCGACAAUGCGUAGCGUUAGCAGGUGACUUCGCGGCAGCGCAUGAGCGAUAUUCGGGGUCGUUGAAGCCGACAUUCACGCCGGAAAUUGGAAUCGUCCCUGUGCUUUACAUCAUCGGGGCCAAAUGCCGGCAUCCUGUGGUCCGGCGCGAGGCCUUGGAUGUUCUGAGGCGGCAACCGAUCCGGGAGGCGGUAUGGGAUAGCCUCGUCGUUGCCAGGGUAGUUGAAAGGGUAAUAGAGAUUGAGGAGGGUGGGAUCGCGGAGUGGGAGAUGACACAGAGAAUGGAGCAGAUUGCUGUGUGGCAGAGGAUCGAGGAGGUGUCUUGGGUACAUGUCGUUGGUGGACAGUCUGCGGGCAGAGUAGACAUUACGUAUACGUUCUGCGCACGGGAGGAACCGCAUGUUGAGUCUCUCAUGAUAUACUAA
Molecule: messenger RNA, 1590 nt
Organism: Trichoderma citrinoviride
Lineage: Eukaryota; Fungi; Ascomycota; Sordariomycetes; Hypocreales; Hypocreaceae
Exons: 2
Coding region: 1-1590 (529 amino acids)
Source: RefSeq, a predicted model, not a curated record